AUGUUCUCAAUUGGUGCUCUUUCGGUACUCCAUUAUCUCGGUCCUUGCAUUCUCGCCAUUACCCAUCUCACUCUGUCCUCGAAGCGAACAGAAGGGAAUACUGCCGCUAAAUCGCAUACACAGCGUGAAGAACAGAUCCUACCUGUGGCCAAUGCAACGGUGCCAUAUUGGCGAACGGAAUGGCACUGGAUCGAUGAGCAUCGUUUGACCCCAGAGCUACCGGCAGAAUGUGACAUUGCGAUCAUUGGCGCCGGUCUAGCGGGCGUCUCUACUGCGUACCACAUACGUAAACUGACCUCGCACUUGAAGGCUGAGGAACGACCGCAUAUUGUCAUUGUGGAAGCUCGACAAGUCUGUUCAGGCGCUACUGGACGUAAUGGAGGUCAUAUCAAAACGCGAACACCGACCCUGCUCAGACAUGCGGAGAGAUAUGGACCAGAGCAGGCGGAUGAGUAUGCUGCUUACGUGGAUGCGCAUGUAUAUGCCAUCAAACAUGCUGUCGAGGCCGAGGGCCUCGAUUGUGAGUUCGAGCUUCGCCGGAGUUACGAUGUCUUCGUUGAUAGGGAGGAGGCACCGAGUAUGAAGACUAAGUUCUCAAGCGCGCUGGAAGCUGGCCAUGCGUGGACAAAGUAUCGUGACUUCAUCGACGGUGAUAUGGCCGAGCAGGUCACCGCAAUAAGAGGCGCGAAAGCAGCAAUCAGCUGUCCCAUCGGCUCCUUCUGGCCUUACAAGUUUGUCUCUCAGCUCCUGGCCAAGCUUGUCGAGGCGCGUGCCGUGAACGUGCACACUAACACUCCGGUUCAAAACCUUACCUACGAUCACGCUUCGUCCAAGAACAUCCUUCAUACCCCUCGCGAACAGCUCAAGGCCAAAGAGGUCGUCUUCGCGACGAACGGCUACACUGCCGGUCUGCUUGCAGCAUACAAGGACCAGAUCGUCCCUACUAGGGGAACAGCGUGCCAUAUCGUCCCUACCAAGGGUCCGAUCUUCCCUCACUUGUCUCACACGUACAACAUCAACUACCUCUCCCCUCCACCUUCAUCGUCCACCACGGACAGUAAGGAUGACAAGUCAGACGCCGAAGCCCGUGUGGACUACCUCAAUCCCCGCCCGGACCCCCACUCCUCUAUUAUUGUCGGUGGCGGCAAAUGGACCUAUGGCGCCGACCGCUCGCUGUGGGACGGGAACUGGGACGAUGCGACGCUUAUUCCAGAGGUGUUUCCGCAUUUUGACGGCUUGAUGCAGCGGCACUUCCUAGGAUGGGAGGAGGCUAGGAGUGGUGCAAGAAUGGUACGGUGUUGGACGGGGAUCCAAGGGUACACUGGUGAUGGAAUGCCGCAUGUUGGACGUGUGGUGGAGGAAGAUGGGAAAGUGAAGGGCAGGUGAAUGUUGGCGGGCUUCAACGGGGGCGGGAAUGCGGAGGUGUUUCUGACGGCCGAGGGUUUGGCGGAGAUGAUGGUAUUGGGGAAGCAGUUCGCGGAGAAUGGCGUCCCAAGCGAUGGGAGACUUUAAGACAGAGGUUAGGGAUGGCAUAGCGGUCGUUCACUAGGCAGGCGCUAAGACUACUAUAAUUGCCAUAUGACCGCUGAAGGUGCAAGAUAGUCUGGGACCGCCCUACGCUCGUCCUCGCUCACAUUUCUCUGCGUGAUUCUAGGCUCUUGGGACCCACCUCGAGGUCGUUAGGGACGGGUUCGCGUUGGUUAGCCGCACCACAGCCGCAUGCACGGCCAUACGAGCUUCUACCGGGUCUUCAGCAUAUCCAGUCAAAGCCGCAGCCACUGAAACUCCGUUGACAGUACUCG
Molecule: messenger RNA, 1802 nt
Organism: Baudoinia panamericana UAMH 10762
Lineage: Eukaryota; Fungi; Ascomycota; Dothideomycetes; Mycosphaerellales; Teratosphaeriaceae
Exons: 4
Coding region: 1-1386 (461 amino acids)
Cellular component (GO): cytoplasm
Molecular function (GO): oxidoreductase activity
Source: RefSeq, a predicted model, not a curated record